GUAAUCUCAGCUGCACCUAACUUUAUUUUAGUAAACCAGUAAUAGAGUACAAAAAUAAAAAUCUUUAUUCAUUAAACACGAAAUAAUGUCUAGUUUUGUAGAAUUUAUUAAGGAAAAUAUAUUGUAUGAAAUUUUAGCCGUAUCAUGGCUUUUAUUUUUUUGGAGAUUAUAUUUAAAUCUUCGUCAGAGAGCUUUUAUGAUGCAUUUGAACAAUUAUCCUAAAUCUGUUGAAGAUUUAAUGACAAAAGAUAUUUAUGAGAAAGCACACAGUUAUUUAUUAGAUAAAUUAAAUUUUGCUAAUUUCAAAGAUAUAUGUUCUGAACUUUUUACAACGGUUUUUUUGUUAACUUUAUCUUAUCAUCGAUUUUGGCUAUGGAGUAUUGAUGUGGUAAAAUAUUUUGGCUUUGAUAGUACAAAUGAAAUUCUCCUAAGUGGUGUUUGUAUGAUGCUUAUGAAUACUUUUCAUGAAAUAAUAUUUUUACCAUUUAAGAUUUACUUCACAUUUGUUGUGGAACAAAAACACGGAUUUAAUAAAGAAACACCAUUAUUCUUUGUCAAAGAUCAAAUUCUUAAAUACAUUGUACGUGAAAUAAUUACAGUGCCUCUUCUAUGUGCUAUACUGUGGAUUAUAAAGAAUAUGGGAGACUAUUGUUUUCUUUAUCUGUGGAUAUUUUUAAUAAUUGCUACUCUCUUCUUUAUGAUUAUUUAUCCACAUGUAAUUGCUCCACUCUUUGAUAAAUAUACGCCUCUUCCAAAUGGAGAUUUGAAAACAAAAAUUGAAGCAUUAGCAGCAUCAAUUAACUAUCCACUUUGUAAAAUAUUUAUUGUUGAAAACUCAAAAAGAUCUUCACACAGCAAUGCAUAUUUAUAUGGCUUUUACAAAUAUAAAAGGAUCGUUCUAUAUGAUACUUUAGUGAAAGAAUACUGUAAACCAGCAGAAGGUGAAACAGAAGCAAAAGGAUGUACUACAGAGGAGGUAUUAUCAGUAUUGGCACAUGAAUUAGGACAUUGGAAAUAUAGUCACACAUUAAAACUGUUUAUGUUUGGUCAGCUGCAUUUGUUAAUGAAUAUGUAUGUAUAUUCAAAACUCAUGAAUUUUAAACCUAUUUUUGAGGCUUUUGGAUUUAUGGAUACACAACCUACAUUUAUAGGAUUUAUUAUUAUUACUAUAUAUAUUACAAGUCUUCCAAAUGUAUUACUACAAUUUAUAACAACUGCGAUUAAUAGAAAAUUUGAAUUUGAAGCAGAUAAAUUCACAAAAGUUUUGGGACAUUCACAAGCACUAAAAAGCUCUUUAAUUAAGCUAGAAAAGGAUAAUCUUUCUUAUCCUCUUUAUGAUAAGUUAUAUUCUAGUUAUAAUCAUAGCCAUCCUCAAAUACUUGAAAGACUUGAAGCUGUCGAUAAAGAAGAUUAA
Messenger RNA from Eufriesea mexicana, 1414 nucleotides. RefSeq names its product CAAX prenyl protease 1 homolog. Lineage: Eukaryota; Metazoa; Arthropoda; Insecta; Hymenoptera; Apidae. Gene Ontology annotation, biological process: CAAX-box protein processing. Gene Ontology annotation, molecular function: metalloendopeptidase activity. Bases 86 to 1414 code for a protein of 442 amino acids. The record is from RefSeq and is a predicted model, not a curated record. The transcript has 6 exons.